GCAUGCUCUUACCGUCAAAACGGCUAGUGCGCAUGCUCCAAAAUGCGGAAGUCUGAGAGAGAGCCAUAUCACGCUGGAGAGAUGGCAGCUGAUCAUAGAGGCAAAUAGGUUGCAGAAAUGGAGUUGUCCUCACUGUCAAGUGGGCGCGUCGUUGGUACGCGGAGACGGAACAAAAAAAACACUACGGAGGAGAGUGACAUUUUAGCGGUGGAAGAUGGAGAUACCGUCAAUAGUGGUAUGAAGGGAGGACAUGCCAAAAAGAAGAAAGCAGCAGUGGAGAAUGAGGAGAUGGAUUCUGUGGAAGAGAGGCUCAUCGCAGAUGCUAGUGGUGUGUCCAUUGCCCCAACUAAAGUCCUGGCAAACAAAACAAUUGCAGACGAGUUGGAGCUGUAUAAGUUGAAGGCAGGCUGGCAACAGGAGAGGAUUGAUGAGCUGACCAGGGACAGAGAUUUUCUAAAAGAACAGUUGGCAGCAGCUCUUAAAAAAGAUGGUGCAGCAUCCACCUCCACCCUGAACACAGCACCCAACUCCUCCCAGAAACGCAAGACUUCACGUUCCUCUUCUGACGACUCAAUGGAAUCGUCCUUCGACAGUGAGAGCGAGUCUGAGUCGGAGUCUGACUCUGUCUCUCCUGACUCGUCUCCGGACAAAAAGAAGAACAAGAAAGACAAGAAGAAGACAGGGAAAGGGAAAAAGAAGGUGAAAAAGUCGAAGGAAAAGGAGAUGGGCCCAAAGGCACGUCAGAGAGCCCUAAAUCCAAAGCAGGCAGUGCUCAGGUAUCAAAAAAUACUAAAGGCAUUCCGUAAAGGAGGGACCAUGAGUGCUGCGUUCUCAACCGUCGGUGUAGAUCGUAACACAGUGGUGGCCACUGCACCCAUCGCUCAGCUUUUUAUCGCUUCACCGAACAAGUACAAGGACAUCUUAGAUGGUCACAAAACUGGUCGUGUAAAACUGUCAGUGUUGGCUUCUGAGUGCUCUCCGGCAAUUGAACAGGAUUCUGCUAUAAAGGAGAAUGUGAAAACACUUAAAAACAACAACAAGCUGCUGCCCCUCACCAAGAAGUGAGCUUGGGCUAGGGUGUACUGUGAGAAUACCGGUCAAGUGGGCACACCAACAUAAAAUUUGAUAUUUUGUCCAAUAUUUUAAAAAAAUGUAAUAUUUGAAAAAUGUUACGCUGGUGUGCUCAGUUGUCCUCACUUGACCGGUUACCUACUGGAAUAGCACUGUGAUCCACUUGUGUACUGUGAUCCACAAGUUGUUUUUCUUUGGAGUGUGAUUGCUCUUUGUUUACAAUUGUGUAUUUAAUUGGGCAGUUUUAUUAGUCAGAUAAGAAUGUUUUAUUUUUCCACCAUAUAGCCUUGGAGCUGUACACCAUGUAGCCUGUGAGCUAGGGUGUGCCAGUUGAUUUUUUUACACACUGUUAUCUAGUGUUAUCUAGCAAUAUUUGAAAACGGUAUAUUUGUUUUACUGUAAAGCAUUUAGGGCAGACACACACCAGAAGUAGGUGGCUGCCUGAUUCUGGGAUUCCGCCAAUGUAUUUCAAUGGGAAACAAGCGGAUUCCUCCUUCUGCAACUUUUACCGUUCGCAGGAGGAGGAAUGCACUCGUUUCCCAUUGAAAUGCAUUGGCGGAAUCCCAGAAUCAGGCAGCCACCUACUUCUGGUGAGUGUCUGCCCUAAAGGGAUAGUUCACCAGUUUACUUGAAAUGUUAAUGUUUCCAAAGUGUGUAUUUAAAAGAGCUUGUAUUUUAUUUUUCUAUUUUAUACGAUCACACACUGUUGUUAUUUGAAGAUGUUUGUCAAGUUUACUUGAAAUUUUAUAGAUUUUAGUUGUUUAAAGUGUGUAUUUAAAAGAGCUUGUAUUGUUUGUGACCAAUAAAACUGACACUUUGUA
Messenger RNA from Sphaeramia orbicularis (orbiculate cardinalfish), 1892 nucleotides. Its product is annotated as coiled-coil domain-containing protein 106-like. The coding region runs from base 118 to 1065 and encodes 315 amino acids. Lineage: Eukaryota; Metazoa; Chordata; Actinopteri; Kurtiformes; Apogonidae. Gene Ontology annotation, cellular component: nucleoplasm. The transcript has 5 exons. The record is from RefSeq and is a predicted model, not a curated record.